AUGUCGUGCCUAUCCUACCAGAAGGGCUCCAGAUGUGGCAGUCGGAGCUUCAGCUCAUGCUCAGCUGUCUUCCCCCGGAGGGUCACCCACUAUGCAGUGAGCUCGGGGCCAUGCCAGCCUGGGGGUGGCGGAGGCCUCCGGGCCCUGGGCUGCCUUCGCUCACGGAGCCUGUGCAACGUGGGCUUUGGGAGGCCCCGGGUCGCUUCCAGGUGUGGCCUUCCUGGCUUCGGAUACCGAGUGGGGGCCACCUGUGGGCCUCCUGCCUGCAUCACUCCCGUCACCAUCAAUGAGAGCCUACUAGUCCCACUUCAGCUGGAAAUUGACCCAACUGUGCAGAGUGUGAAGAGGGACGAGAAGGAGCAGAUCAAGUGCCUCAAUAACCGCUUUGCAUCCUUCAUCAACAAGGUCCGGUUCCUGGAGCAGAAGAAUAAGCUGCUGGAGACCAAGUGGCAGUUCAUGCAGCAGCAGAGGUGCUGCCAGAGGAGCAUGGAGCCCAUCUUCGACGCCUACAUCUGCACCCUCCGCAAGCAGCUGGACUGCGUGGCCAGGGACCGGGCCGGGCUGGAGUCGGAGCUCUGCAGCCUCCAGGACACGCUGGAGGGCUACAAGAAAAAAUAUGAAGAGGAGCUGUCCCUGCGGCCCUGUGCGGAAAAUGAGUUCGUUGCCUUAAAGAAGGACGUGGAUACGGCUUUCCUGAUGAAGGCCGACCUGGAGACCAACGUGGAGGCUCUGGUCCAGGAGAUCGACUUCCUGAAGGGCCUGUACGAGGAGGAGAUCUGCCUGCUCCAGUCUCAGAUCUCAGAGACCUCGGUCAUCGUGAAGAUGGACAACAGCCGGGUGCUGGACGUGGACGGCAUCAUUGCCGAUAUCAAGGCCCAGUAUGACGAAAUCGCCAGCCGCAGCAAAGCUGAAGCGGAGGCCUGGUACCAGUGCCGGUAUGAGGAGCUGCGGCUGAUCUCCGGGACCCACUGUGACAACCUCCGCAACCGCAAGAAUGAGAUCCAGGAAAUGAACAAGCUGAUCCAGCGGCUGCAGCAAGAAAUCGAGAAUGUCAAAGCCCAGCGUUGCAGUCUGGAAGCUGCCGUGGCCCAGGCAGAGCAGCAGGGAGAGGCAGCCCUCAACGAUGCCAAGUGCAAGCUGGCGGGGCUGGAGGCCGCCCUGCAGAAGGCCAAGCAGGACAUGGCCUGCCUGCUCAAGGAGUACCAGGAGGUGAUGAACUCCAAGCUGGGCCUGGACAUCGAGAUCGCCACCUACAGGCGCCUGCUGGAGGGCGAAGAGCACAGGCUGUGUGAAGGCACCGGGCCCGUGAAUAUCUCUGUGAGCAGCUCAAAAGGUGCGGUCUUGUAUGAGCCAUGUGUGGUCAGCACGCCCAUGCUGAGGACCGAAUACUGCACCAGUGGCCUCAAGAGCAGUGGGGGCUGCAGCGCCAUGAGCACCGGUGAACUCUACAUCCCCUGUGAGCCCCAGGGGCGCCCGGGCUGCUCCAGCAUGAAGCUAGGGACUGGGGGCGGCUCCUCCUGCCACAAGUGCUAG
Messenger RNA from Eptesicus fuscus (big brown bat), 1533 nucleotides. RefSeq names its product keratin 82 (gene KRT82). Bases 1 to 1533 code for a protein of 510 amino acids. Gene Ontology annotation, molecular function: structural constituent of skin epidermis. Gene Ontology annotation, biological process: intermediate filament organization; keratinization. Gene Ontology annotation, cellular component: keratin filament. Lineage: Eukaryota; Metazoa; Chordata; Mammalia; Chiroptera; Vespertilionidae. The record is from RefSeq and is a predicted model, not a curated record. The transcript is spliced from 9 exons.